AUGCUGUGGCUGAUCUUUCUGGCCCUACCCUGCCUGGAGAGCUCCUUGUCUAUGACCCCAGCCCCCAUCCCAGGGACUGAAUUUGUGGGCAUCGUUGGGGGCCAUGAUGCCCCACCCAAGAGAUGGCCCUGGCAGGUUAGCCUCCGAGUGUACAACAAGGAGCUUGGGUUGUGGCAGCACGUGUGUGGGGGCUCCCUCGUCCACCCCCAGUGGGUGCUGACCGCGGCCCACUGUCCUGUUCCGAUAGAAUUGGAGCCGAGUGCCUAUCGGGUGCAGGUGGGGCAGCUGAAACUCUACGACAAUGACCAGCUGAUGAAUGUGACUGAGAUCAUCCGCCACCCUAAGUUCAACCUCAGUCUGUCUGCCGAGGGAGGAGCAGACGUUGCCCUGCUGAAGCUGGAGACUUCGGUCAUGGAGUCUGACUAUGUGCGGCCUGUCACCCUCCCACCAGCCUCCCUGAUGGUGCCGGCCGGGAAGACGUGCUGGGUGACCGGCUGGGGCGCUGUCAAGCUGGGAGUGCCCUUGCCUGGGCCUUACAACCUCCAGGAGGUGGAGAUCCCCAUAGUGGGGAAUGAGGACUGUAACCAGCGUUACCUGAAUGGCUUCCCUUCAAACAAAACCAUCAAGGUCAUCCAAGAUGAUAUGCUGUGUGCUGGGAGCGAGGGCCGGGACUCCUGCCAGGGUGACUCCGGGAGCCCCCUGGUCUGCAGUUGGAGUGACACCUGGUUCCAAGUAGGACUGGUGAGCUGGGGUGACCGCUGUGGUCACCGCUUCCUCCCAGGGGUCUAUGCCCGGGUGAUGAGCUACGUGUCCUGGAUCCACCAGUACGUCCCCAGCUCCAGCUGGCACUAG
Messenger RNA from Chrysochloris asiatica (Cape golden mole), 852 nucleotides. Its product is annotated as mastin-like. The coding region runs from base 1 to 852 and encodes 283 amino acids. Gene Ontology annotation, biological process: proteolysis. The record is from RefSeq and is a predicted model, not a curated record. The transcript is spliced from 5 exons. Gene Ontology annotation, molecular function: serine-type endopeptidase activity. Lineage: Eukaryota; Metazoa; Chordata; Mammalia; Afrosoricida; Chrysochloridae.